This is a messenger RNA of Synchiropus splendidus (mandarinfish), 3003 nucleotides long. Its product is annotated as homeobox protein Hox-D11b-like. Gene Ontology annotation, cellular component: nucleus. Gene Ontology annotation, biological process: regulation of transcription by RNA polymerase II; anatomical structure development. The coding region runs from base 267 to 1103 and encodes 278 amino acids. Lineage: Eukaryota; Metazoa; Chordata; Actinopteri; Syngnathiformes; Callionymidae. The transcript has 3 exons. Gene Ontology annotation, molecular function: DNA-binding transcription factor activity, RNA polymerase II-specific; RNA polymerase II cis-regulatory region sequence-specific DNA binding. The record is from RefSeq and is a predicted model, not a curated record.
UUCUUUGGUUAAUUGUACUCCGCAGACUCAGUGUGAGCAGGUCCAGGGUCAAAGUUUUCCUGCCUCUCAAGGACAGUGGGUAAUUAACUCUAGUCCUUUUAUUUAUUCGCCUUUUUACUGUCGUGUUUUAAUGUUCGCGACUUAAAUUAUAUUCAGUGUUUCAUUUCUAAUGGUGUUUUUGACGGUGAGGUAAUGAACUUCCUCUCCUUACGAGGAUUGAACGGAGACUUUUAAUACGGAGCGAAAUUGUCUUGAGUUUAAUACACAUGUAUUUACCGAGCAGCAACUACCCGCCCAAGACUGCUGAUUUUGGGUCAGUUAUUAUGGAGAACGGAGGAGCUCUGCUGGAGCACAGCAGGGGGAUGUCCGAGUACCGGGGCUUCUGCUACCACGAGCCGCGGCAGCAGCAGCAUCCACCGGAGAAGUGGCCUCUCUACCCCGCGAGGCCUCCUGUCGCUCCGCCGAGCUUUAGCUUGCCGGGGGAUUCGGUUUACCACCAAUACUCCGAUACGAACCAGGUCCAGGACGUAAAUAAGGAGCGCUUUCUGUACGGCGGUACCGUCUAUGGGAGCUCAGCCUCCCGGUUCCACUCCCUGGCCGGAGACUCGCGCUCUUUCCGAGGAAGCUAUCCGGACAUGCAGCUCUUCUACCAGUCAGGAACUCGAGGCAGAGCUUCGCUGAAUAACACGGAACAUCAACGAGCGGCUGUCGAGAUCACAACCGAGACACCCCCGGAGAGAGAGGCGAGAGAAACCGAGUGGAGGAGCAGCCGCAGCGGGGAAAGCAGCGAGGCGAGGGCCGGGUCUGAGAGCUCCGAGGCCGGGAAGGAGGACGAGGGCAGCGGGGGAGACUGCAGCAGCGGCUCCACGACGCCUCGUGUGAAGCGUAAGAAGCGCUGUCCGUACACAAAACAACAGAUCCGAGAGCUGGAAAGAGAGUUCCUGUUCAAUGUUUACAUCAACAAGGACAGACGCCUAUAUUUGUCCCGUCUGCUGCGCCUCACCGACCGACAGGUGAAGAUCUGGUUCCAGAACCGGCGGAUGAAAGAAAAGAAGCUGAAGAGAGAGAGGCUGCAGUUCUACACGGGGUACCACCUCUUCUGAUGGAUGGAUGGAGGAGGCCAAGGACUGUGGUGGAUUAUUACACCAGAUCGGUCCAGUCAGGGGAGAGUGAGUGGGUCUGAUGCCAGAUUUUGGAAAUCAUGUUACCUUUUUUCCUCCACCAGUCAUGUGGUUUUGAUCUCAGCCUGCGGCCGCCACGUCGCCAAUUCACCAGAACCAACCCUGAACAAAGACACAGAGGAAAAAGCUUUGUGUUAUAUAGCAGUUUAAUCUAAACUUUACAGACUUUAUUUGAAUAAUUCACUGUAUGCAGAGAUGUGGGCCCAGAACCAGACCUUGUUCACAACCUCUGCACUUUUGGUUUGAUAGCACGGUUCUGUGUAUAACUAUCAUUUUACAUGUCGCUAGCACCAAUAAUUCAACAUGUCAUGAGUUGAUAAAAGCCAUGAACACAACAAGAUUUAUUUUUGGACACAACCCAAACUAAAACACUAUUUUACAACUGCACUUGAAGAAAUCGACUUGAAUACACCUGUCACCUUGGCUAGCAGGGUGGCAGGGGAACUUCACCUGGGACCCGGAUGCACACUGAAGCUUAUGAACAUUUAGACUCUCAGAGUGUUUUCUAACUCAAAUUUGUUUUUUGUUUUUUUGUUUAUCUCAGUUUUGGACGUUCGCCUCAGCCUCUUCCUUUCCUCAUGAUAAAACUUCAAAUGUUAACUUCAGGAGGUUGUUUACCAACAUGUUGAGCUCAUUUUACUGUCUUUUGGUGAUGCUAACUGCUAGCCGCCAACCUAUUUCAAUAACAAACUCCACUUGCUGCCUCUGAGUAAAUUCAUCACUACAGAAUGAAAGGAUGAAACCGAACUGUCUCACUCAGGAUUAUCAUGCAGCCAGCUAACAGAAAACCAAGCCCGUUAGCCUGUGAUGCUAGCUGUUAGCUACCACCCAGUUGUUGCACCAUGUACACUUAUAGGUUUGUAGCUUAUGGUUAGCCUCACUAGCUACAGCAGACUCAAGCAACAAACUGCAAAGUUUCCAUUAAAUAAAAAGACAGUUGGCACUUUAAGAACACAAUCAUUGAAUAAAAACAAAGGCGAAGACUAUCAAGUAUUGAGGGCUGUGAUUGUUGUGAUUCUUCUUCUCUUCUGUGUUGACAAUCAGCGGCUUUGUUUGCGUGGAUGGCCACAUUCCACACUGUUUUAAGUAGCAGUCUUCUAAAACGUAUUGCUAUGACACACAAUACCUGAGCUACAGUGUGCGCAGUGGUCAGUACCUAUCAUGGCGGACCAAGAAGAAAAGAGCCUUGGCUGAGACUCACUUUACACAGAUUUACUUAACUAUACUAUUACUCAAAAAUGUUAAUUGGUUCCAUGUAAAAUAAUUUUAUUUGUAUUUACAUUUUGUCUUAACUGUGAAUGAAAUGUCAAAUAUUUUGUCACAAAAUACUUGAAUCUAAAUUUAUAUUUUUUGCACUACUUCAUCAAAAUUUGAACAAAUUUAUUUUCAAAAUUAACCAAUAUAAAUCAGUGGAAGUGGAAAACAAAAAUUCCCAUCCAGGUAAACAAAGCCAAUUUCUUAUCCAGUGUUGUUUUUGCAUUAACUUUUAUAUACUGAAGCACUUGUAGUUGUAGUUGUGCACCACUGUUUUCAAACGUGCACCUGACUUGUUUUUUGUCUUAAUGCAUUUAAAAUGUUUGUUUUUCUUUCAUGUUUUAUCAACAUGAUAAAAGAUAUUUUCCUGAUGUCGUUUGCACUUCUGUUUCUAUCAUUAGCCAUAACUGUGUUUAGCUGUGGAAAGUGUAUCUGAAAGUAUGUUUUAAAUGUUCAGUGUGGUUUAGAUUUAGAAAGUCACACACAAUUGUGUACCCUUUCUGUAAAUAAAAGCUUGAUUCUCUUCAAAUCCACACACAAAGUCACCCAACUUUUAAAUACAUAUUUU